AUGCAGCUUAAAGUGGCCGCGGUCUCGCCUGCCAUGGCACAUUCCAUCCCCGCUGUUUGUCGCGGUCUACAAAUACGCUUGCCAACUUUCCCUGUAUCACUGCUUUCCCCCUCCCAUCCUGGCCCUGUCCUACACAUCCGGGCUUCCACUCCUCGCCCUGUCCACGUAUUCGCUCGGAUCUACUGGACCGCUGGAAGUUCUGUCCGACCGUGGCUCCAAUCGGCCGACCGCAACUCGAGCGUCCUCUGUCUCAAGCACCAAGCCAGCCGGAUUCAACCGUGGUUCUCCUCCUGCCAUUGCACCCAACCUGGGAAUCCGACUUCUGUCUUGACGCCCAAGACUCUGUGCGCGCGAUUGGGAGGGUGGGCUGAACUAUCCCCACACUCCUGUGUCGCCUACAAUGGGCACCGGGGCUUGGACAAGGCCGAUACCGCCGCUCUAUGUACCUCCGCGCUCGAAAGGGAUCUCAAAAACGCACAAGUCCGAAACGGUCAGCCCACGCCUCCUCCAUACGAAGAUCAACAUCUCCACGAGUCGUCCUCUUUCGUUCUCGACACGGCGAGCCGACGACGACGUGCACGAGAAUGCCAGAUGGCCGCAGACAGCCUGAGCCCGGAUCUAGACGACUCGCCCCAGCUCGAACGUGCGAAGAGGGCCAAAUUCCUCGAGCGGAACCGGCUGGCGGCGAGCAAAUGUCGACAAAAGAAAAAGGAACAUACCCAACAACUCGAGUCUCGGUAUAAAGAGCAGUCAGAGAAGAAAGAGCAGCUUGUGGGCGAGAUUGCUCGCUUGCGCUCAGAAAUCCUCAAUCUGAAAAACGAGGUGCUCAAGCACGCUCAGUGUGGCGACGAGCCCAUCAAGCUGCACCUGGCUCAGAUGGUGAAGAAGAUCACUGACACCGAUGGCCCGGCUCCCCGUUCUCUUUCCGCUGCCGAUUCCUCUAUCGAGCUGAUGGAUGGUUCCAUUUCACCGGAGGAUACUGCCCUGACGCCGACGCCGACUACAGGGGCGCAGCCGGUGACUUCGGCCCUUUCGUUUGGGUUUGAUGACUCUUUGGAGCCCGCUUCAGCGGCUGUGGCGCAAGCUCUCGAGCAGGAGAUGCGAGAGGAAGAACUUCGUCGGAACUCCAGUGCCUCCAUGCUAUCGGAAUCCUCCUACGCCUUCUCCGCAGAUGAUCCCUUUGAGGACCUCAUCAAUGUCUAA
Molecule: messenger RNA, 1203 nt
Organism: Penicillium chermesinum
Lineage: Eukaryota; Fungi; Ascomycota; Eurotiomycetes; Eurotiales; Aspergillaceae
Gene: atfB
Product: bZIP transcription factor atfB
Exons: 2
Coding region: 1-1203 (400 amino acids)
Biological process (GO): regulation of transcription by RNA polymerase II
Molecular function (GO): DNA-binding transcription factor activity, RNA polymerase II-specific; RNA polymerase II cis-regulatory region sequence-specific DNA binding
Source: RefSeq, a predicted model, not a curated record